AUGCUGCGCGACGUGGCAAGUGGCGGCGGCAGCAGCGGGAUGCGGCAGAUGGCCCCGGCGGGAGAAGCGAGCCGCGCCGUGGCUGCCGUUCCCAUAGACGUAUCUGAGGACCAGUCCAGAAAAAAAAUAAUAUCGUUGCUGUCUUCAUACCGAGGGGAGAAGGACAAAUUGAAAAACAGCAUGGGAACAGGAUUGAAAUUGGAGAAAGGGCCGUGUAACAAGUCCGACGAAAUCGAUGCCUUUGUUACGUACAUUGCUGCAAAUGUGAAGAAAUAUUCGCCUGAAACGCAGAAAUCGGUACAGCAUGCCGUGUUUGACGUACUUCUGAAAGCCGAUAAAGGGUUUUAG
This is a messenger RNA of Schistocerca cancellata (South American locust), 348 nucleotides long. RefSeq lists its product as uncharacterized. The record is from RefSeq and is a predicted model, not a curated record. NCBI's taxonomy places the organism in Eukaryota, Metazoa, Arthropoda, Insecta, Orthoptera, Acrididae. The transcript is spliced from 4 exons. The coding region runs from base 1 to 348 and encodes 115 amino acids.